CUGUGCAGAGAGGAGAGAACAGGGAUAGACAGACACAUAGUUGACAAGCUACAGAAGUGUUGUUUCUUGUAUUAUUGUCUCCUGUGUCUUUAGAGAACUGUUUCACUUUGAUAUCCUUUUUCUUCUGUCCUGAUUUUCACUUUCUUUUCUUCUGUUAACUAGAUAUUCUUGAACAUAGCAGAGUAUUCGUAUCUCACGUCUCUGUUCUUCUGCUUGGCAGUUUUGUAAUGAUGGGUCUACCAGGUCCUCCUGGCAGGGGUCUACCUGGGUCAAAGCAGGGUUCUGUGGGCCAGCCAGGUCCACUUGGUCUGUCAGGUAUCCCAGGAGCCCAAGGGGAGCCUGGGUUCCAGGGGCCAAUGGGCCCCCGGGGCCUCCAGGGGACAGCUUUCCAGGAGAAAAGGGGGAUUGGUGGAGACUGUGGGAGGAAAGGAGACAAGGGAGAAUUUGGAGAGCCAGGGUCUAUAGGACCCAUGACCUAUCUGUUGCCUUUGAUACUGUGAACCAUCAGAUCCUCCUCUCCACCCUCUCCGAGUUGGGCAUCUCCGGCGCGGCUCACUCUUGGAUUGUGUCCUACCUGACAGGUCGCUCC
Messenger RNA from Salmo salar (Atlantic salmon), 589 nucleotides. NCBI's taxonomy places the organism in Eukaryota, Metazoa, Chordata, Actinopteri, Salmoniformes, Salmonidae. The record is from RefSeq and is a predicted model, not a curated record.